AUGGUGCUCGCAUCGCGAUCAGCUGAACAUGACCUGAUGGGCGCGGUGCUUACGGAAGCGCCCGACGAUGCAGAUGCUUGUUUCCGUGUGUCCGGUGAGAGUGGUGCGGUGGAGUGCAAUGUACGGACGCUGUCGUCGGACAGGGAUGUCGUCGGUUCGAUGCACUCGGACGGCGCUUUGCGGCUCGCGAUCCGCUGCAGCCCGCUCUUCCUCGAGAGCACGCUGCGGGACCACCACUUCGGAAGGAUGCAAGGUUUGGCGGAGAUCUCUAUAAAUAACUGUAAGAUCCUUCGGCUUCCCGGUAAUGUAUUCGAGGGAUUACGGGGGCUGAAGACUUUGAAGAUACGUUCCAUGAACAACGAAUGGAGCAAUAAUAAAGAGCUCGAACUCACGCUGGGCGCUUUUAACGGUCUAAGAGAAUUGCACACUCUGGAUUUAGCUUACAACAACAUCCGGAAGAUCCCGUCAGACUUGUUUUGUGCACUGGAAAAUAUAAUUUCGCUCAACUUGACGCAAAACAAGAUCAAGUUCGUCGAUGAACUGGGCUUCGGCCAUAAAUGCGGCUCUACAUUGCAGAUGAUAGAUUUGAGCUACAAUGAUAUCAUGUCCCUACCAGCUGACUCUGAAAUUUUACAUUUAAGAAGGCUGACACAACUAUUUUUACAGAAUAAUAAAAUAAGCGAACUGCCAGGAGACGUCUUCAAUGAUUUGCUAUCACUGAAAGUUGUAAAUCUGUCUGACAACGCUAUAAAUUAUUUACCAGAAGGGUUAUUUUAUAACACGAGAGAGAUUCGUGAAAUUUAUAUGCAGAAUAACGAGCUGGAAGCUUUGCCUAAGAGAAUAUUUAAUCGGUUGGAACAAUUGCUCGUUUUAGAUCUUUCGGCGAAUAAAUUGAGGAGCGACCACAUAGAAGAUGAAACGUUCGGUGGUCUAAUAAGAUUAAUCGUGCUCGACCUGUCGCAUAACACGCUCUCCCGGGUCACACGCAACAUGUUCAAAGACUUAUUCUUUUUACAAAUACUCAAUUUGAACAACAACACCAUUGGGUCCAUAGAGGACAAUGCCUUUUCGCCACUUUUUAAUUUACAUACAUUGAAUUUGGGCCAAAAUAAAUUACAUGUAAUAGAAGACCACGUAUUUAAUGGACUGUUUAUAUUGAAUAAGCUCAAUUUAAAUAACAAUGUAAUAUCAUACAUAAGCGAAAACGCUUUUAAAAAUUGUUCCGACUUAAAAGAAUUAGAUUUAAGUUCUAAUAAAAUGACUAAAAUUCCGGAAGCACUUUUACAAUUACCGUUCUUGAAAUCGCUCGACUUGGGAGAGAAUUUGCUAACUGAAAUAACGAAUAAUUCAUUUCAGAAUUUAUCACAGUUGACCGGGCUGCGUUUAAUCGACAAUCAAAUUGGAAACCUUACAGCGGGAAUGUUCGCGGGGCUGCCUAGCCUGCAAGUGCUCAAUUUGGCGAAAAAUAAAAUACAAUCUAUUGAGACCGAAACCUUUCAAAGAAACACGCAAUUGGAAGCCGUUCGGUUGGACGGCAACUUUAUUUCUGACAUAAAUGGAGUGUUUGUGGCGUUAACGAAAUUGUUAUGGCUAAAUUUGUCAGAAAAUCAUUUGGUGUGGUUUGACUAUGCCUUCAUACCCGGCAGUUUGAAAUGGUUGGAUAUUCACGCCAAUUUCAUAGAAAUCUUAGGAAACUAUUAUAAAAUUCAAGCCGAGCUUCACGUAAAAACUUUAGACGCAAGUCAUAACCGUUUAGUUACAUUAUCGCCAAUGUCGAUACCGAAUAGUGUGGAGCUUCUGUUUAUAAAUAACAAUUUAAUAUCGAGUAUAGAAACGGAUGCGUUUUUAGAGAAGAGAAAUUUAACGCGGGUUGAUAUGUAUGCCAAUGAGAUUGAAAGUUUAGACAUAAAUAGUUUGCGUAUUUCGAGAGUGCCUGAUGAUAAAGCGUUGCCAGAGUUCUAUAUUAGUGCCAAUCCCUUUCGAUGUGAUUGCACAAUGAAGUGGCUGCUGCUGAUAAACUCGAUUACAACCAGACAGUAUCCACGUGUAAUGGAUUUAGAGAACGUGAUAUGCAAAGAAUCAUUCGUGCGUGGCAUAAAAUACCUCCCGGUCAGCUCUCUGCUCCUCAAAGACUUUUUGUGUAAAUACGACUAUCAUUGCCCCGAAGAUUGCGGUUGCUGCGAUUUCAAUAACUCUCUCACCGGGUUCAUGCUCAUUUUGUUAAUAUUAGCUUUAGUAUUCACGUUUAGAUACGCCUGCAGAAUGUGGUUAUAUUCAAACUGCGGCAUUAAGCUUUCUCCCCUCACGGGUGCAUUUAAGGACGCUGAUAAGCUUUACGAUGCUUAUAUUUGUUACAGCCCUAAAGACGAGGAGUUCGUCGUAGAAUCAUUAGCUCGGGAGUUAGAGAGCGGUUAUCCAUCUUAUCAUCUGUGUUUACAUUAUAGAGACGUGCCUCAAUUUGAGGCGACGUACGCCCAAUUCCCUGACUUGGUGGUCGAAGCCACCGAAGCCUCGAGGCGUAUUAUAGUAGUCUUGACAAAGAAUUUUAUCUUAACAGAAUGGUCACAGAUAGAGUUUCGACAGGCCCUCCAGAAGGCGCUUCGAAAGAACCCACAUAAAUUAAUAAUAGUCGCCGUAGGGCUCGUACCGCGAGAUCCGGAACUGAAGUCGUACUUCAAAACUGGUUUGGAGAUAACGUGGAAAGAGAAACGUUUUUGGGAGAGAUUACGUUAUGCGAUGCCGCUGUCAAAACGGCAUGGCCAGAAGUUGAAAAGACUUAAUUACGGGAGGAAUUCUAAUACUUACACUAUGGAUGCGUCCGUCUUGAAUAGUACUUGCCAGACGCUUUGCGGGAAGUCUGCGAAUUCGGCAGAGCGUUCUCCGUGCGACCGACCAUUGUCCGAACAUAUCUACUCUACAAUAGAUUCGGAUUAUUCGUCUACAGAUUUCCACGGGAGGCACAAUCAGCCUCAGUCUGUGGUCUUGCAGCACACUGUCCAAACAUACCUGGUAUGA
Chilo suppressalis (striped riceborer) is the source of this 3015-nucleotide messenger RNA. Lineage: Eukaryota; Metazoa; Arthropoda; Insecta; Lepidoptera; Crambidae. The record is from the annotation of a GenBank genome assembly.